Messenger RNA from Spinacia oleracea (spinach), 903 nucleotides. RefSeq lists its product as uncharacterized. The transcript is spliced from 2 exons. Bases 1 to 903 code for a protein of 300 amino acids. Gene Ontology annotation, molecular function: zinc ion binding; nucleic acid binding. The record is from RefSeq and is a predicted model, not a curated record. Lineage: Eukaryota; Viridiplantae; Streptophyta; Magnoliopsida; Caryophyllales; Amaranthaceae.
AUGGACAUGGAGAAGCCAGAACUUCAGUGUGUCCCAAUAUGGGUACAAUUGAAGCUAAACUUUAAAUAUUGGGGGGAGAGGGCUCUGUUUAAGAUUGUAGCACAAAUAGGGAGGCCAAUUAAAAGGGAUCAAGCUACAACAUGUAGAGAUAAGUUGCAGUUUGCUAGGGUAAUGAUUGAUGUCCCACUGACUCAAGAGUUGCCUGAACAUGUUUCAUUUAGAGAUGAGAAUGGAACAAUGGUAAGAGUUCUUGUUUUCUAUGAAUGGAAGCCAACACAGUGUACUAAGUGCAAGAUGAUGGGGCAUUUGCAAGGUGACUGUAGGCAAGGUAGGAAAAGAGUUUGGGUUAGGAAGGUCACUCAAUCUGUGGCAGCUUCAGUACCUAUCCAAACAGCACAUGUGACUAGUCCUAUUGUUGAUCAGGAAGGUUUCCAAAGAUCACUAAGGCCCAUAAGGGUGAGAGUUGAGUCAGAACAACCAGUUAGAACUUCUAAUGCUUUUCAGGUGUUGGAUGUUUCCUUGAUUGAGAAUGAUGUUCUGAUGGGAGAGCAAAAACAGGAUGAGGUCAGACAUUUCAUUCAGAAGUAUGCUGUGGGUUUAGUUGGGCUCCUAGAACAUAAGGUAAAGCUCUCAAACCUUGGGAGACUUUAUCAAAGAGUGUUUGCAAAUUGGUGUUUUACUAGCAACUCUAGCUUUCAUGAUGGAGGAAGAAUUGUGAUAGCUUGGAAAUCUGGUUGUUUUAAUGUGAAUAUAGUGGCUGCUUCUAGUCAGUUUGUGCAUCGCCAUGUUACUCCAGUUAGUGGCAUGCAUAGCUUUUACUGCACUUUUGUUUAUGCUUUUAAUAAUGCUAAUUUUAGACAGGAGUUGUGGAAGGAUUUAGGAUCCAUCGAUUCUGUGUGGUGA